Prosopis cineraria is the source of this 2708-nucleotide messenger RNA. RefSeq lists its product as uncharacterized. The transcript has 21 exons. NCBI's taxonomy places the organism in Eukaryota, Viridiplantae, Streptophyta, Magnoliopsida, Fabales, Fabaceae. The record is from RefSeq and is a predicted model, not a curated record. Gene Ontology annotation, molecular function: ATP binding; protein kinase activity. Gene Ontology annotation, biological process: protein phosphorylation. Bases 364 to 2442 code for a protein of 692 amino acids.
CAUUUCUUUGUAAUCUCGAUUCUCGACUCCGCAUGUAGCAUAUAGAAAUUAGAAAUUGGAAGUUUUGAGGACUAUAAAUUAAAAAACGAAGCACGGGCGAACAGACACAGGCUCCAUUUUAACAAAUUAGCACAGUCGCUUCGAUCCAUUGAAGCUCCCAAAGGCCUCUGCUGAAGGAGGAGGCCUCAACUGCAGCUACGUUCAAGGACAAGGGGGGACAUACACUCUCUCUGGGAAACCCAUGGAUUUGACGGAGGGAUCGACGGCUUAAACCCGCGAAAGCUAAGCUCCCUCCUUUCUCCCAAUCUCAUUUAUGGAUGUAUGUAUAGCUAGUGCAUGAGGCUUUGAAAGUUGCUCCUCAGAAUGGUGGACGCGGCAGGUUUGGCUGAGGCAGCAGGAUCAAGAUUCAAUUCACUGGAGCUAAUUGGACAGGGAUCAUUUGGGGACGUUUAUAAAGGCUUUGACAAGGAGCUCAACAAGGAAGUUGCUAUCAAAGUGAUUGAUUUGGAAGAAUCAGAGGAUGAGAUUGAAGAUAUUCAAAAGGAAAUUUCUGUUCUGCAACAAUGCCGAUCUCCAUAUAUUACUGAAUAUUAUGGUUCUUAUCUCAAUCAAACUAAACUUUGGAUAAUAAUGGAGUACAUGGCUGGUGGCUCUGUUGCUGACCUACUCCAAUCAGGUCCUCCACUUGAUGAAAUGUCAAUUGCUAGCAUUCUGCGGGACUUGUUGCAUGCAAUUGAUUAUUUACACAGCGAAGGAAAAAUCCAUAGAGACAUUAAAGCUGCAAACAUUUUAUUGACUGAGAGUGGUGAUGUGAAGGUUGCAGAUUUUGGCGUUUCUGCUCAGUUAACAAGGACCAUAUCAAGGAGGAAGACGUUUGUAGGAACCCCAUUCUGGAUGGCACCAGAGGUCAUUCAAAAUUCAGAAGGAUAUAAUGAGAAGGCAGAUAUCUGGUCUUUGGGGAUCACUGCAAUUGAGAUGGCGAAAGGAGAGCCUCCACUUGCUGAUCUUCAUCCAAUGAGAGUGCUUUUUAUCAUACCCCGAGAGAAUCCACCCCAGCUGGAUGAGCAUUUUUCUCGUCCCAUGAAGGAAUUUGUUUCUCUGUGUCUAAAGAAAAUUCCUGCUGAGAGGCCAAGUGCUAAGGAACUUCUCAGACAUCGAUUUAUUCGGUAUGCUAGGAAAAGCCCCAAGCUUUUGGAGAGAAUAAGGGAGCGUCCCAAAUACCAAAUAAAGGAGGAUCAAUCAACACCUAGAAAUGGCCCAAGAGGGACAGGGGAGGGAUCUGAUACUAUGAAGGCGGCAAGAGAUAUAAGAGGUGAAGAAGCUCAAAGGCCUAGUGGUCAGGGUAAAAGCGUUAAAAAUGCUGGAUGGGACUUCAGCAUUGGUGGAUCACAGGGUACUGGAGCCAUUCGCAGUUCACGUCCACCUCAUAGUCCAAUAACUGUUCCUAAUCAAAGAAAAACUUCAGAGAGUGGCCAUCCAGGGGCAUCUGCCUACAGAAGUAGACUGACUGAAUCCUCAGAAACUACAUCUGGAAAAGAUGCUAGGGCUCCUUAUCAUGAUGAGCACAAGGGCAAUCACCUGAACGAUGAUGAAUUGUCUGGCAAUGAAUCAGGGACAAUUGUCAUCCGAUCUCCGAAAGGAUCACAUCAAUCAUUAAGUCGUGACCAUAGCUCUCUGUCUAGCAGCAGCUUUUUCUCUCUUGAAGAUGCUUCUACCAGUGGAACUAUUGUUUUCCGUGGUCAGCAUGAUGAUUCUGAUACGCAGACAGCAAGAUCCAGACUGGGUCUUCAGGAGAGAACUUCAAAUGCCUUUCUAGAGGAUAGUGCUGCAAAUCUUGCUGAGGCAAAAGCUGCUAUGCAAGCAGGAUGGAAAGGGAAUGCCCGAGACAGAUUUGUGGUGGGAAAGAUCAAUAAUGAUUUGCUAGAAGGCAGGAGAGACCAAGCAACAGGCAGCCCUGAUUCUUCUAGAUUAUCUCGUGACUAUGUGGAUGCGCAAAAAGGAAUUUUAAGAUCUCACCAUCCUAGGGAUGACGAAGGAAGUGCCAAAAUAAUGUCAUCCUCUGUACCAUUAUCAAACUUGCUUAUUCCUUCAGUGAAAGAGGCUAUUGCUAAUGAUCCAGAAGGCUCAAUUGUAGGAGAAGUCAUCAAUUCACUUGUCAGCAUGGAACGUGCAAAUCCUAAAUCCUGUGAUGUUCUUGUCAAAAAGUUGCUUCGGCGGUUGGCAAGUUCAAAAGAAUCUUCAUUGAAGGAGCUGCAGGAUCUGGCAGGCGACUUGUUCAGCAAGUCAGCUUUGGAAGAAACUCGAAACAAAAGUGCGGCAACUGAUGACUGGAGGACGCAGCAGAACAAGGAUACCUACUCAAAUAGCAAUUUAAGCCCACUUGCAAAAUUUCUUCUCUCCAGAUGGCAAGGUCAAGUCCCAAAGGAUCUAAAUCCAACUUAAGUAGAGGACGUUUGGUGGUGGUGGUGUUUUCUGUUUACCUAUUUGCUUACUGAUUAAAUGUACAUAGAUCAUUGUAAGAAAUUGGUUUUGUAUGUUAUAUUGUCAAUUGUCAUCAUCAUCAUUAUUCUAUUUCUUUUUCUUCAUUGUUUUUAGGCCUUGAUAGUGAGAGUAACGCUGUAUAAUUAGGGGUUUGCUCAUUGACAUAGUAAUUGUAACAUACAACCAUUAAUUCGAAUUUACAGAUGCUUUUCUCUUUGGAAAAAUCA